This is a messenger RNA of Trypanosoma theileri, 348 nucleotides long. RefSeq names its product glutamate synthase domain protein. Gene Ontology annotation, molecular function: 2 iron, 2 sulfur cluster binding. The record is from RefSeq and is a predicted model, not a curated record. Lineage: Eukaryota; Euglenozoa; Kinetoplastea; Trypanosomatida; Trypanosomatidae. The transcript has a single exon. Bases 1 to 348 code for a protein of 115 amino acids. Gene Ontology annotation, cellular component: intracellular membrane-bounded organelle.
AUGAACCGUACUCGUGCUCUCUCUUUUUUUUGGAAAAGCAAGAGGGACCCCAAUGUCCCAAAGACAUUUGCUGCAAUCCCGCAAAAAAUGCCAUACCAUGCAAAAUUGGAAGAAGGUAAGACCUACUAUUGGUGCGCAUGCGGACUCAGUAAGAAGCAACCCUUUUGCGAUGGUGCUCAUAAGGCGUAUAAUGAAGAACAUGACACCAAAUUGGGUCCUGUGAAAUUUACAGCCCCAAAGACCAAGAAAUACUUAUUAUGUGGGUGUAAAAACACACUUAAUAAACCGUAUUGCGAUCUCUCUCAUAUUGGGGUUGCCUUUCGUUCCUUUUUAGGAUCAAAAGAGUAA